AUUCUCUCCGUGCAUGGGAAUUGUAGGAAUAAUCGCCACGAGCUCCAUAGGUGGGCGAGUGACGCGGCACUUGGGAAAGAAAAACGCCUUAAAUAAUAACAGGUGCUGUUUCGUGACAGACGCUCAUAAAAAAUUCCUAAUGACAAUGCAUGCGGCCGGCUGAAUUAAUCAAACGGCGACGCGGCGCAUCUAAAUUUGAUUGAUUGAUUCUGCUAAGGCAUUAUUUGGUGUCGCCUUGGAGACGGCUCGAAACUUGUCCGGCAGCGACAAAAAAGCAAUAAAGGCCGAUCCGCCCGGGUAUACGGGGCUUAAUUUCCGUCGAGGAAAGGUAGGUUUCUCCGCGGCGCUUGUGUUUGUUUAAUUGAAUUCAUUUUGCGUGCGCACUUGACUGCGUUGACACCUGCUUUGAGCCAGGGGACCCCUGGCACCGCAGCGGCAGCCGCCUCGCCGCCACCGCUGCCGCCGCCGCCGCGAUGGCAAUCACAUUAUCUCAUUCCGCCACUAACCAUGGCUCAAAGCGGGGCGAAGGUUGCUGCCCUUGCGCGGAGGAUGGCCGGCAGGAAGAAGGGUGAGGCCACCCAGUUGCAGAUCGAGGUCACCACCGAGGAGGAAUGGGAGAAGCUGCUCCAGAAAGAGGGGCUCGUCGUGAUUGAUGUAUACUCUGGGUGGUGCGGCCCUUGCGUGGGAAUGCUGGGAAAUUUGAAAAAGCUCAAACUAGAAAUUGGCGGCGAACUUCUGCACAUGGCCACCGCCAGAGCCGAUGAAAUUGAAACGCUGGCCAGAUUCAGGAAUAAGAGUGAACCAACUUGGAUGUUUGUCGCUGGUGGGCAGAUGGUGAACCUGAUGUUUGGCGCCAACGCACCAAGGCUGUGUCGCAUGAUUUUAGACGAACUGGCAAAAGAAACUGCCGUGCUCAAUGGCGAAGGAGAGAGGAUGACGAUCCCCUUCAACGAACUGACCCCGGAGGAGAAAAUUCGCAAAGAGGAGGAGGAGAGGCGGCGGCUGGAGGCGCAGGCCGCCGAAGAAGAGGCGACUGCGGCGAAACUGAACGCUCUGCGACUCCUGUCUUUGGCUCGACGGGACGUUGACCCUCUGCAUUUGGUGCUGCUGCCACCGCACGUUGUCACUGCAGGUCCAGAGACGGGCGCCUGGUUCGAACUUACGACCGCUUUGACUGAAGCAGGAGCUCUCAUUCUGGAGGAGCACCAGGUCGAGUUAGAGCCAGAGACAGCAAGCGCCGCUCUGGAGCUGGGUGCGGAGGGCAGCGAGGCGCGCCGAGAGUGGAGCAUAGCUCUGCAGUCCGGCCCUUGCGUAGCGCUGCUGCUGGGCACGUUGCUGGAAACGACAGAGCAAGGCGUCACGCUGGCCGAGCUGCUGAAGGAGCUGAUCGGCCCUCCGACCCCGUUGGAGGCGCCCCCCGAGAGCCUGAGCCACAAAUACAGAGACGGCGACCACAUCCCGGGCCUGUGGGCGCCCAGCGAGCCCGAGAAAAGGACGUCGGCCGUGGCGCUUUUGUUCCCAGAGCUGCAGGAGGCGGACGGUGGAGCGGCGCCCGUCGAAGUGGCCGUCGCCCUGUUCGAGGCGGAGCGGCAGCAGGAAAUCCUGUCCGGCCUGCAAGGUGUGGCCGAGAAAAUCCUGGCGGUGGCGCUCAGGCAGGUCGGAGGGCACGAGGAGACCGUGCUGCUGGGCGCGGAAAAUGCCGAGGGACGCCUCAUGGGAGAGAGGCUGGUGGUCGCGAUGCGGACCGAUGGCGAGGAAAGAGCCGAGGCCUUUGAACUGCUCACUCCCCUCUACGUGAGUCCCGACCCAGUCAUGGGUGUCAGGGAUUUUCAACUUUUAUUCCCAGCCACUGAUAAAAAGGACGACGAGGAGACCGACGCCGAAGAGGCCAAAGAUAAGCAGGAGCCACUCGUUGAGGAAUAAAACCGAUAUAAAUUCAGAUUUGCAAAACACGUUUAGUCACGAAUUAUUUACAUCAUUUAAAGCUCUAGUCUUAUAUAUACACUGUGAUUUAGAUUGUAAUAAAAGUACGUGUGUAUUGUA
Cloeon dipterum is the source of this 2043-nucleotide messenger RNA. Its product is annotated as thioredoxin domain-containing protein 6-like. Bases 508 to 1923 code for a protein of 471 amino acids. The record is from RefSeq and is a predicted model, not a curated record. NCBI's taxonomy places the organism in Eukaryota, Metazoa, Arthropoda, Insecta, Ephemeroptera, Baetidae. The transcript is spliced from 7 exons.